Molecule: messenger RNA, 1843 nt
Organism: Aspergillus pseudonomiae
Lineage: Eukaryota; Fungi; Ascomycota; Eurotiomycetes; Eurotiales; Aspergillaceae
Product: lytic polysaccharide monooxygenase auxiliary activity family 9 protein
Exons: 3
Coding region: 177-1298 (373 amino acids)
Source: RefSeq, a predicted model, not a curated record
CGUCGUCUCUUUGGGUACCCACCUCUUGCUUCACAUUCUCCAAGUCAUUCCUUUCUUUGCAGUCAUUCUUUUCUAGCCGACCUGCUUGAGGCAGGUUCUCACUUAUUCAUUCCUUACGUUCAAACGUCAUUCAACUGUCAAUCUGUGAUUGAUCCUUACAUUCCUUUUUUUGCAAGAUGUUUCGAUCCGCCCUGUUUCUCCUCCUCGCUCCCUUGGCGCUCAGCCACACAACCUUCACCACGCUCUACGUGGACGAAGUUAACCAGGGCGAUGGCACCUGCGUCCGUAUGAACCACGAUGCCAACACCGCCACAUACCCCAUCGAGCCCUUGUCCAGCAAGGAUAUCGCCUGCGGCAAAGAUGGUGAAAAAGGCGUCGCCCGCGUGUGCCCUGCGAAAGCCAACUCCCUCCUGACCUUCGAAUUCCGCGCAUGGGCCGACGGCGCCCAGCCGGGUUCCAUCGACAUCAGUCACAAGGGGCCCUGCGCCGUGUACAUGAAGAAGGUCGACGACGCGACAGCGGAUAACAACGCUGCGGGCGAUGGAUGGUUCAAGAUCUGGCACACGGGCUACGACGAGAGCACCGAGAAGUGGUGCACGGAGAAACUGAUCGACAACAACGGGUUCCUGUCUGUGCGGGUACCCUCGGAUAUCGAACAAGGCUAUUACCUGGUCCGGACGGAGUUGUUGGCGCUGCACAACGCUGCCUUUGCGGACCCGCUUGACCCGCAAUUCUAUGUCAACUGCGCCCAGAUCUUUGUGCAGGGUGGUGGCAGUGCGAAGCCCGAGACUGUUAGUAUCGGUGAGGGCUAUUACUCGCUGGAUAGCCCCGGCGUGAAGUACAAUAUCUAUGAGAAGCCCCUGAAGCUGCCCUAUCCGAUCCCCGGCCCGGUCGUCUAUGAGAGUAAGGGUGUUGCGGAGCGUUCGGUCAGUCCGGGGGAGAAGAGGGAUGUUGCUGCUCAGAACAAGGGUCUCAAGCCUGCCGGUUGUAUCAUGCAGCGCGAUAACUGGUGUGGAUUUGAGGUUCCUGACUAUAGUGAUGAGGACGGCUGCUGGGCUUCUUCCCAAAAGUGCUGGGACCAAAGUGAGGUGUGCUACAACACCGCUCUUCCCACAGGUGUCCACGCUUGCGACAUCUGGAUGACCAAGUGCAAUGGCAUCGACGAUGCCUGCCGCAGCGGCGAUUUCAACGGACCCCCGAACAAGGGCCAGGUUCUUACGCCGGAGCCCAAGAAGCUUGGGGGAUCGACCAACGUCUUCAAGAGGGAGGUCAGGAAGUACAAGAAGUGGAUCGCAUGAGCGAAGCAUGGGCCAUGGAGUAGCGGGCGUAGUGAUUGAUGAGACUUUUGACGAAUCGCUGCACGACAGCACAGGAUAGAGCAUUUGUUAGCUGGACUACGGAAUCGUAUUGAUUGAAUAUCCUGUGCCACCAUUCUUCCUUCCCUUUCUUUUCUCUUUUUAGGUUCUUAUAUUUCACCUUGACGCUCCGUUGCCUGCAUGCAGAAGGGGUACACCAACAAGCUCCAAGAGUGGUACGCGGGAUACGCAGCAGCUGAAACAUAGGAGAGGUGUUCAAUCGCGCAACUCAGUUUCUCCCCACUUAGGGGUGGAUUCAUAAAUGAAACGCGGGUGAGACAAGACUUCUUUCUGAUACCCUUGAGUCCAAGUAAAGGAUAAAGAAUGGUAAGGGCAAGGUUUUCACAACUCCCACGAAAGUGAUAACCCUUCAUUUCAUAUCCUAUGAAAACAACUGUCACAAACAGAUCAAGUUCCCUCAGUAGCAUUGAAAGAGAGACCAUGGAAAAUGUGAUGUUAACCCACACGAAGACAAAAUCGACAUCUUA